Molecule: messenger RNA, 427 nt
Organism: Teleopsis dalmanni
Lineage: Eukaryota; Metazoa; Arthropoda; Insecta; Diptera; Diopsidae
Product: lysozyme P-like
Exons: 1
Coding region: 1-381 (126 amino acids)
Molecular function (GO): lysozyme activity
Source: RefSeq, a predicted model, not a curated record
AUGGGACAAACAAGAGUGUUAAGCCGUUGCGAUUUGGCACGUGAAAUGCAUAAAUUAGGAGUACUCAAACAGGAGCUGCCAGUGUGGGUGUGCAUCGCUCGUUAUGAAAGCAAAUACAAUACUUCUGCCAUUGGGCGAUUAAAUGGAAAUUGGUCAAAUGAUUUCGGUAUUUUUCAAAUAAGUGAUCGAUUUUGGUGCGUUUCAUCACCAAAUAGAACAUCACUGAAUUUGUGCGCUGUGGAUUGUAAAUUAUUACUAAGCGAUGACAUAAGGGAAUCUGUUCGCUGUGCACAAACAGUAAAAAAACUACAAGGCUGGAAGGCAUGGGCUGUUUAUAGAGCUUGUAAUCGCAUCCUACCGAAUGUAAACGAGUGUUUUUAGGUAUAAAAAGUGUUUUAUGAUACAAACAAAAAGACAACUCAUAAAA